Trypanosoma cruzi is the source of this 567-nucleotide messenger RNA. RefSeq names its product ribosomal protein L14, putative. Gene Ontology annotation, molecular function: structural constituent of ribosome. Gene Ontology annotation, biological process: translation. The record is from RefSeq and is a predicted model, not a curated record. Bases 1 to 567 code for a protein of 188 amino acids. Lineage: Eukaryota; Euglenozoa; Kinetoplastea; Trypanosomatida; Trypanosomatidae. The transcript has a single exon. Gene Ontology annotation, cellular component: ribosome.
AUGUUUCGUAGGUGGGGUCUUCGGCUGGCAGCGACGACGACAGAUGCUGCGGCAAAACUCCCGGCGGGCAAUCCGGUGAACAAGUCGUGGUUCCGUUACAAUCUCAUCAUUCGCAGGAAGGCGUCUUACCGUUCUCGGUGGGGAACAGGUGCGGAGGGAUACGGCACAGGCGUUCCCUUCAGCGAUCAGGUAAAACUUCAUUGCGUUGACAACACGAACUGCAAGCACGUUCGUCUCAUAUCGAAGGCUACUGCUGAACGUUUUGCACAUUGCCGCGUUUUUCCCGCAGUAGCGCAUCGUGUUUCAGUGCAACGCUUUAAAUCCGGCCGGGGUGAGGUGAGCCGGCACCGUGUGAAGCCCGGGAAUAUCUACUGGGUUUGUCUGCUUUCUCGGCGUCAAACGAAUACAAGGAUGAGUGGUCUUCAAACAAACUUUGAUAGAAACACAUGCAUUUUGUUGAACGAUCAACGCGUACCGCUAGGAACUCGCGUCAUGUACUGCGCUGGUCGCCAUGUGAACCACAAGUAUCACUUAAAGGCAGUUGUGCUUGCAAAUUUUUUCAUUUAA